AGAAGUCAGUAAAGUUUUCAGAUCAAAACAUUGGCUUCAAGUUCGUGAUGGCAGACACGACUGAAAUUAAGAAUCAUGUUUCGCAAAAGCGCCCGGUAUUGGCGAAGUCUUUGAUGGAUUCGUCAGAACCAGAACCAAGUUCAAGGGUCUUAGUUAUCUAUACAGGCGGGACGAUUGGAAUGAAAACAAAUGACAACGGAGUUUAUGAGCCAAAGGAAGACUUCCUUGUGAAUAAGCUAAGGACCCUUCCCAUGUUCCAUGACAGAGAAUAUGCCAACACCCAUUUUGCAGGGGAUGAGGAAGAUUUCCUUGUCAUGCCUCAGGGUCUGAUUUAUGGGGAGCUGGAAGAUCUGAUCAGUCAUCAAAAAGGCAGAAGAGUGAUGUACAAAAUUAUGGAAUAUAAACCUCUUUUGGACUCCAGUAACAUGAUGAUGACGGACUGGGGACACAUCGCCACAGACUUAUUUGAGCAUUAUGACCAAUUUGACGGGUUUGUGGUACUCCAUGGGACAGACACCAUGGCUUACACAGCUUCCGCUUUGUCCUUCAUGUGCGAGAAUCUUGGAAAGACAAUCAUACUGACAGGAUCGCAAAUUCCAAUAUUUGAAGUCCGGAGUGAUGGAAGAGACAACUUUCUAUCCUCUCUCAUCAUGGCAGGAUUGUACAAUAUACCAGAGGUGUUGGUGUGUUUUGACAACAAAAUUUUGCGGGGAAGCAGAACAAUAAAGAAUGAUGCUGGAAGCUUCUCUGCUUUUAUUUCUCCAAAUCUUCCACCCAUUGCUACUUUAGAGAUUCGCAUCCAUGUGGACUGGUCUGCCGUGUUCAGGGCGACAGGUACGGAAAAGUUCCGGGUCCACACCAACAUGUGUCAGAAUGUGGGACUGCUGCGGAUGUUUCCCGGCAUUACAACUCAAACUGUACGAGCAUUCCUUCAGCCUCCAAUGCAGGGAGUUGUUCUACAGACCUAUGGAGCCGGGAAUGCCCCAGAUAAUCGACCCGACCUACUUAACGUCCUGAAGGAGGCUUCCAACAUUGGAGUGGUUAUCAUCAACAUCACUCAGUGUACAAAAGGCUGUGUUAUGACAUCUUAUGCCACAGGAAAGGCUUUGGAGGAUGCUGGGGUCAUUUGUGGAGGAGAUAUGACCCCAGAAGCUGCCCUCACCAAACUGAGUUAUGUCCUUAGCAAGGAGACAUGGACACUGGACAAAAAACGCAAGUUUAUGAAGAGGAACUUGCGAGGAGAAAUGACUGUGGUAGCUAAAGAGAACAUCACUAUUCUGGACUUUGAGUUGAUUGAGAGUGUGGCUCGAGCAUUGAGUGUUAGCAGUACUGAGGAGAUAAAGAAGUUAAGAGAUGCGCUGUAUCCCAGUUUAAUGUGUGCAGCAGCCCAGACUGGUGAUAACCAAGCCCUGGAGAAACUUAGAACCUUAGGAGGUAACUUGUCCUCACACAAUCAUGAUGGGCGUACGGCAUUACACGUGGCAUGUAGAGAGGGUCAUGUGACUACAGUACAGUACUUGCUCCACCAAGGAGCCUCAGUACAUCUAAAGGACAGUAACGGCAUCACACCUCUACAAGAUGCCGUGAUAGGAAAACACCACAGCAUCAUAAGACUUCUCGUGAAAACUGGGGCACUACUAACUAUAAAACCUAUUGUAUUAGCCAUGGAGCUCUGCUGUGCUGCAGCCACUGAAGAGAUAGAGACUCUACAGGCCUAUAGGGCUGCCGGGGCCAACAUGAAUGAAUGUGACUACGACAAACGUACACCACUGCAUGUUGCAGUUGAUACUGGAUCCAAACGCUCCGUUCACUUCCUGCUCGACAGUGGUGUCAGCUGGAUGUUUGAGGACAUGUUCGGAAACACGGCACUGGACUGUGCCAGGAAGAGAAACGCGACCGAGAUCAUUGAGAUGAUCGAACAAAAGGAAAGACAACUGGCAGCUAAUGGUGAGAAUGGAACAUAGAAGAGGAGACUCAAUGUUUUUUUAUGUUUAGACUGAAUUUUCCUUUAGUUUUUAUACAAGAUUUUUUUACCAUUGUUAUUUAAUAGGUAGAUACAUAUACCAAUAUAAAUUGUUGUUACAUACUAGUAUAGAAUGUGUGUGAAGUUAAAUAUACACUGUAUUAAUUAAAUUAUUUGCAGUAGACUGAGAUGGAGAGAGAAAAGGAAUAAUAUCUCUUAAUUUGAAAAUGGGACACUAUAUAUCAACUGUUGUGUCCAUGCCUUUCUAUAAACAUUUUGUAGAUCAGUUAAAUUAUAUUGAUGCUCAUUAUAAAGUGCUAACAUUGCUAAUGUCUAAAAGUUUCCUCAUUACAAUGUUUACACCAUAGCUUUACUUUUAAAUUAUUCUUAGAACCAGAUAAUGCUGAUUGCAGUGAUUAGUGUAUUUUACAUUGUAUACUUAUUUUUGUAAUACAUGAAACAUUCAUUUGGUUUUCAUUUUAAAAGAAAUAUACCGGUAAGUAAUAUUAGUUAUUUUACAAACAUAUUCCUAUCAAGACAAGUACCAGUACUUGUUAUAUUUAGAUUUUAUGUAAAAUACAAACUCCUCUUGGGGUAAGUCAGAGAUGGUCAAGGAACGCAAUACCUCAUUUAACUUACAAAUUUUUGUUUUAUUUACUUAAUAUAAUCACAUUUUUUAUCAUGGAGGCAUAAUCUCACUAUUUUUUGUGCCAAACCAAUUUUGAAAUGUUGUUUGUUAAUUUUGUGAAGAUUUUAAAGGGUUCCUAAUAUCAUAAGUUUGAAAGUGAUGGAAAAUUUCAGUGGAAAAUGUUGUAAUAAUUUUUUUAGUUGAGAAUACGUGCAUUUAUGAUGUGAGAAUGACAAUAUUUUCCAGUAUAAAUGCUUCACAUUUGUAACUUUUUGUUUCUCAUAUGGGUCCAAAAGUCUAGAAUAUUUUGUGAUAGUUAUCCAACUGUGUAUAAGAAAUCUGUUUGAAAUUAACUAUGAAUUUAAAAAAUAUACAUACACGUAUCUUGUAUCUUUAAAACUGCUCUGAUCAAAAUGUUUUACGCUUGAUUCAACCGUUUUGCAUCAAAUUGCGAAAAAUUUAAAAUUGUGAACGCCAAAUUUUUAUCAUAGUUCCAUUCAGUUUACAUGUGUCUGUAAAAUAAAAUCAAGAUUAAAAAUUCGCGAGAAGUUUUUGUUGCGAUUUUAAGCAGAUAUUAAUUCCUCACCUUUGCAAUAGACCCUUUUAUGGUAGUCACAGUACUGCUUAUUGGCAGGAUAAACUGACAUACCGAUACAUGCAGUUUGGGGAAAUAUGGCUUAAUGGCAAUUGUUUAUUUACACAGUGUAGGUGUCUACCAACAAGAACUUUGCCGAACUCGAUCAAUAUGCCUUGCAAUAGAGCAGUAUGUACCACAGCCACAAAAAAGGGGUACUGUGUAUAAGACCUUCAAAGUUAAUAAAAAUAGAUUUCUCAGGGUUUAAACUUAUCUAUAGACUGUGUACCAAUUAUACAUGUUUAAUGAUUUUUUAAAUUUUGAAUGCUUAAUUUAUUUGAAACAACAUUUAUUCUAUUUUUUAUACAGUAUACCAUACCGUAGUGCAUUUGAAACAAAUUGUUAAUGCAUGUAAUUGGGAUAGUAAUAUGUACAAUGAUACGAUUUCUACUAAUGUAUUCCAAACAGUUCCUCAGUCAGUAUAAUCAUUCCAAGAGAGAGUAUGGUUUCAUUUAUUUCUAUUUAUGCUUGCUUCUCAGCCAAGAAAUUGCCAGUUUUUGCUUUACAGCACAGAUUUUGCUCCGCAUGUGGAGUGUACUUUGAUCAAAAUUUACUUUAUUAAAUGCACACUUGUAUAUACUAGUGCAAAUAUGUUGAAAUUGUAUUUACAAUCGUUGUACAAUACAAUUUUGGCUUCAACAGAAUUUUUCUUCCAAUUUGGAAUUAGAAACAAAAUGAUUCAAAGUUGAAACUCAUGCAAUCAUCAAUUCAUGAAUUGGUAGGCCUAACACUUGUCAUGGUGUUUAUUAAUACACAAUUUUUUUUAAUUGAUAAUGGAAUGAAAUGUGUAUUGUAGUAAUGUGAAACAUCCUCCUCAAUUUACUUGCAAUAUUUGCACACUUGUUUACACCAUGCUAUUUUAUGUGUAUUUAACAGUAGAUAUUUUGUUCAAUUAAAGGGAUCAUAAACCCAGUUCAUGUCAUGUAUGAGAGUUUUAAGGUGAUAAUAAAUGUGAAUAAAGAUAUUAACCUGGUAAAUCUGUGGAAGAAAAUUUUGUGAACUUCCAAAAUCUGCACCAUUCAGAGGUUAUCCCUUAUAAAAUUAAGGUGAUAAUUUCUUGGAAUUGUUUGUGUGUGUGUAUUUUUUUUAAUUUACAGUAUGUAUUGUUUUAUUGAUGUGGAACAAACAAUACAUUAUAUACCUGUUAAUGGUUGAACCAGACUUUAUCAAAUUGUUGAUGUAAGCAUGCUUUUGUUUUUUUAAGCCAUUCAGUGAUAAUAUAUUGUUAUAAAUCCAUUCACACCCGUGAUUUUAUUUUCUGUUUGUUUCAGUUAUCUAUUUUUGCAAUGAUUAUAUCACUAUGAGUGCUGUUCCAAAUAAAAUCAAGUUAAAUUU
Messenger RNA from Magallana angulata, 4560 nucleotides. Its product is annotated as L-asparaginase-like. Gene Ontology annotation, biological process: amino acid metabolic process. Gene Ontology annotation, molecular function: protein binding; asparaginase activity. The coding region runs from base 48 to 1964 and encodes 638 amino acids. The transcript is spliced from 15 exons. The record is from RefSeq and is a predicted model, not a curated record. NCBI's taxonomy places the organism in Eukaryota, Metazoa, Mollusca, Bivalvia, Ostreida, Ostreidae.